This is a messenger RNA of Megalops cyprinoides (Indo-Pacific tarpon), 2259 nucleotides long. It is a transcript of the gene slc26a3.1, whose product is annotated as solute carrier family 26 member 3. Gene Ontology annotation, biological process: transmembrane transport. The record is from RefSeq and is a predicted model, not a curated record. Bases 1 to 2259 code for a protein of 752 amino acids. Gene Ontology annotation, cellular component: membrane. NCBI's taxonomy places the organism in Eukaryota, Metazoa, Chordata, Actinopteri, Elopiformes, Megalopidae. Gene Ontology annotation, molecular function: chloride transmembrane transporter activity; secondary active sulfate transmembrane transporter activity; oxalate transmembrane transporter activity. The transcript is spliced from 20 exons.
AUGAUGCAACCUUCGGCCGCGCGGUACACGGUCACCAGGCCACUGUACUCUGAGGACUCGUUCACCCGGGAGCAUGAGAAGAUCUACAGGCAAUGCAAGACCCCGCUGGACCAUGUGAAGGCAUACUUCACUUGUAACUCGAAAAGGGCAAAGAAUACUGCCCUUUCCCUGCUGCCCAUCAUUGGCUGGAUGAGAAUCUAUCGCAUCAAGGAGUGGCUGCUGAAUGACAUCGUGUCUGGAGUCAGCACUGGAUUGGUUGCUGUCCUGCAAGGUCUGGCGUUUUCCCUGCUGGCCUCCCUUCCCCCCAGCUAUGGGCUGUACACAGCAUUCUUCCCUGUGAUUAUUUACUUCUUCCUGGGCACCUCCAGACACAUCUCAGUGGGCUCGUUCCCGGUCCUGAGUCUAAUGGUGGGGGCAGUAGUGACCCGGCUGGUUCCAGAUGACGGUCCCCCAGCCAACAUCACAGAGUUUGAUGGCCUGACCUCAGAUCAGCAGAGGGUCGUGGUGGCCUCUUCUGUCACGUUCCUCAUGGGAAUAUUCCAGUUGGCCAUGGGGCUGCUGCAGGUGGGCUUCAUUGUGAUGUAUCUGUCGGACACGCUGGUCUCUGGGUUCACCACAGCGGCUGCCAUCCACAUCCUGGUGUCGCAGCUGAAGUUUGUGUUGGGGCUAGUGGUACCGGGCAUCAGUGGACCUCUCGCCAUCAUCUAUACGCUGGAGAAGAUAUUUGUGCAGAUCACGGACACCAACAUCGCCGACCUGGUGACAUCCAUCAUCAUUAUGGUGGCGGUGUUCAUCGUGAAGGAGAUCAACGACAGGUACAAGACCAAGCUUCCUGUGCCCAUCCCCAUAGAGGUCAUCAUGACUAUUAUUGCUUGUGGGGUUUCCUAUGGCUUCAACUUCAAAGACAAAUAUGAUGUAGACAUUGUGGGAGAAAUGCAGAUUGGGUACGAGGCACCAAUGGCACCCAGCGUGGAGGUCUUUCAGCAGAGCGCAGUGGAGGCGUUUCCCAUAGCCAUUGUGGGCUUUGCUGUGGCUUUCUCUGUGGCGAAGGUCUAUUCUGUCAAACAUGACUACAUCAUUGAUGGCAACCAGGAACUUAUUGCUUUUGGUGCGAGCAAUAUCUUUGGGGCAUCCUUCAGAUCGUUUGCGGCGAGCACAGCUCUCUCGAGGAGUGCGGUACAGGAAAGCACAGGAGGUAAAACCCAGAUUGCUGGCUUGAUCUCAGCGAUGAUGGCAAUGAUUGUUACCGUGGCAAUUGGAUUCUUGCUUGAACCACUGCCCAAGUCUGUGUUGGGGGCACUGGUAAUUGUCAAUCUGAAAGGAAUGCUGAUGCAGUUUCGAGAAAUCCCCUACCUUUGGAGGAAGGACCGGCCUGACUGUGUGGUGUGGAUCGUGACCUGUAUUGCUGCCAUCCUGUUGGGUCUGGACCUGGGGCUGGCUGUGGGCCUGGGGGUGGAGCUGCUGACUGUGGUCUUCAGGACUCAGUUUCCUCGAUGCUCUGUCCUGGCCAACAUCAAGGGAACAGACAUCUACAGAGACCGCAAGGACUACCUCUCUAUCUAUGAACCAGAGGGCGUGAAGAUCUUUAGAAUUCCGUCUCCAAUAUUCUUUGCCAACAUCGAGUUUUUCAGAGGAAAGCUGGUUGAAUCCGUGGGAUUUAACCCCCUACGAGUGUUGCGGAAGAGGAACAAGGCCCUGAGGAAGAUCAGGAAGCUGCUGAAGAACGGGGUGCUGCAGAUAACAGAGAAGGGACUGAUGCAAACAGGCUCAGGGCCCAUCGAGGAGUCGGAGGACGAGAGCAACAUGGAGGACCUGGACCAGCCCACCAACUUCCAGGACCUUCCUGUCCAGGUCAACUGGAAUGCCGAGCUUCCUGCCGGAAUCUGUGUCCCCAAGGUCGACGUCCACAGCAUCAUCCUGGACUUUGCGGCCGUCUCGUUCCUCGACAUCUCUGCACUGAAGGGCCUCAAAGUGGCACUGAAAGAGUUCAUCCGAGUGGACGUGGAGGUCUAUAUUGUGGCGUGUGAUGCAUACAUCCUGGAAAAACUGCAGAGCUGCCGCUUUUUUGACGACGAGAUCAAGACGUCCAUCUUCUUCCUGACCCUCCACGACGCCAUGCUGCACAUAUUGCAGAGACACCAAGACCCACUGGAGCAGACGCCAAGAUACGAGCAGCUCUUUCCCGACAAUCACCAUGACUACCACAGGAACGGUGGGCCCCGCUUCAGGAGCAAGUCGGAACGGGAGACCAGAUUCUAG